GUUUGGUCUGCUCAUGGCGGGAGAGGGCGGGAGUGUCACGGGGUCUUGCUCUCAGGCCUCGGGCGUGUCGCCGGGCAGUGUCAAAGCGCUGGGGUGGGCUGGCUCUAGGCCCAGCGCUCGCUCAAUGGCUGCAGCCUGGCUACCGGGGAGCGCUGCUCGCCCUGCCGGUGUGUGAGGGGCCGUGUGCCCGGGGACCUGGCUCUGGGCGCGCGGAGAGGAUGAGGGGGCGGUGCGGAAAAGGGGCCCGGAUGGGGGUGCUGGCGGCUCUGGUGCUGCUGCUGGCUUCCACCCGCUGGGAAGGUGCGAAGGCGCGUCCUGUGGCCUGGGGACACCUCGGCGCUGGCAGCAGCCAGAGGGCGCGCAACGUAGUGAUGGUGAUGUGCGAUGCCUUUGAUGGAAGGUUGACAUUUUAUCCAGGAAAUCAGACCGUGAGCCUACCUUUUAUAAAUUUCAUGAAAAGAUAUGGCACGGUUUUUCUCAAUGCCUACACCAAUUCUCCAAUAUGCUGUCCUUCUCGUGCAGCUAUGUGGAGUGGCCUCUUCACUCAUUUAACAGAAUCUUGGAAUAACUUCAAAGGUUUAGAUCCAAAUUAUACAACAUGGAUGGACCUGAUGCAAAAGCAUGGCUACCGAACUCAGAAAUAUGGGAAACUAGAUUAUACUUCGGGACAUCACUCAGUGAGUUGCUAUCUUUGGAGAACCAUCUGUCAGCAAAGGAGUAACCGUGUGGAAGCUUGGACAAGGGAUGUUGAUUUCCUGCUCAGACAAGAAGGCAGACCCAUGGUGAAUCUUACUGGCAACAAGACAUUUGUGAGAGUAAUGGAAGAAGAUUGGCAGAAUACUGAUAAAGCAGCAAGUUGGAUAAGGAAAGAAGCCACUAACUUUAGUCAACCAUUUGUUCUUUACUUGGGAUUAAAUUUACCACAUCCAUACCCGUCACCCUCUACAGGGGAAAAUUUUGGGUCCUCUACAUUUCUGACAUCUCCCUAUUGGCUUGAAAAGGUGACGUAUGAAGCCAUUAAAAUUCCAAAAUGGCCUCCUCUUUCAGACAUGCACCCAAUAGAUUAUUAUUCUUCUUACACCAAGAAUUGCACUGGACAGUUUACAAAGAAAGAAAUCAGAGAUAUCAGAGCAUUUUAUUAUGCUAUGUGUGCAGAGACGGAUGCCAUGCUUGGUGAGAUCAUUUCAGCUCUAAGUGAUACAGGACUUCUUAAAAGAACCAUUGUUCUAUUCACAGCAGAUCAUGGAGAACUUGCUAUGGAACAUCAGCAGUUUUAUAAAAUGAGCAUGUAUGAAGCAAGUUCCCAUGUUCCUCUUCUAGUUAUGGGGCCAAGCAUUAAAGCUCAUCAUCACCUAUCAAAUGUGGUAUCUCUUGUAGAUAUUUAUCCAACUAUGCUUGAUAUAGCUAGAAUUCCUAUCCCGCAGAAUCUCAGUGGAUAUUCCUUGAUACCAUUGUUGGCUGAAAUGGCAGAAGAUGAAGUCUCAUCCAGAAGGCUGCACCCCACAUGGGUUCUGAGUGAAUUUCAUGGAUGUAAUGCGAAUUCUUCCACCUAUAUGCUUCGAACUGACAAAUGGAAAUAUAUAGCAUAUUCAGAUGGGCAUUCAGUACCUCCUCAGCUCUUUGAUCUGUCUGCUGAUCCAGAUGAACUGACAAACAUAGCCACAACAUUUCCAGAAGUCUCACAUUCCUUGGACAAAAAGCUUCGCUCCAUAGUAAACUAUCCAAGAAUCUCUGCCUCUGUGCACAAGUACAACAAGAAGCAAUUUAUCAGCUGGAAACUAAGUUUGGGACAGAAUUAUUCCAAUGUUAUAGCUAAUCUCAGAUGGCAUCAGGACUGGUUAAAAGAACCAAGAAAGUAUAAAGAUGCAAUUCACAGGUGGCUCCAAAUGAACACUAAUGAAUAAAGUAAGUGCAACAAGGGAUUAUUGACUGCCCUUAUAGUAACAAUUUCUAUUAAAUGAGCACAAUGACCGCACUCAGGAAAGGAAUAUAUGCAGUUGUAAUUGCAAUACUAUAUAAUUCAUAACAUCACAAUUUGUUUGCUAAUUUAAGAUAGCAAUCCAUGGAAAUAAAGCUUACGCAAGCUUUUAUAUCCGUGUUAGCAAGUUAAAUAUGUUUGUUUCAUAACUGACCACGAUACCAAACCUAGCUCCCAUCAUGUAAAAUUUCAUAUUUUUUAGGUGUUAAUCAGCUUUUAAGGAUACAUGGGAAGGAAAGUACACAUAUAUAUGUAUAAAUUGCUUUGUAUAAAAUAUUGUGUAUUAAGAAAAUACAGAAUGUAUUAGCCAAUUAAUAUUUAAGCAACAAAAUUCAAAUGAGAUUUUGCAUGUGUAAGGACUAAUUAAAAACUGAAUAAAGACCUCAGGAUUCAGUCCAGUGGGAUACAGAUUAUAGUGAAAUAUCCUAGCACCCAGAUAGAUUUUAAAAUAAUAAUGAAAAAGAUUCUCCGACCCCACACCCACACCAGAAAGGAUGUAGAGCAUCAAAAAAGGGCAAUAACUAGUUUUGGUCUGAACAAAAAUUCUGAGGCUAUGGUAGGUACCUGAAUAGACAUAUAGCUGGGGGGCCUGAAUAGACAACUAACUAACUCACUCUCUCUAAAUAUAUAUAUACAUAUAUGUAUAUAUACACACAGGCAUAUAAAAAUUAGAGACCUGUGGUUCUCUUUCCUCUCCUAAUGAACUUCGAUGGACAGUUUUCAACAUCUGUUUCUGGGGCCUGCUAUCCAGAAUUCAACAAUAUGCAAACUUUGCAUAUAAAUCACAGAGCAAUAAAUAGGCAAAUAUAAACACCAAUUUUUCUCUAUAUGUGACAGGAAACUACAAAGCAUGAAGACCAAUGUUUGUGAGUAGACCCAUUCAUUAAUCAUCCACUGUAUGCUGUGCACUGAAUAAAAUAGAUAUAGUCUGUCAGGAAAUCUUACAGUCUAAGGUACCAAUUCUCCAUGCAAGUGGACACUUACACCUGUAUGUAUCUGAAUGCAGAAUCCAGGACUAAAAGAUAAAAGGAAGGAGAUGUGCUGCAAUGGGAAUCCCAAAGAAAAGCUUAACUUUGAAAAUGUCAAUAUUUUUAAAUCACUUCUAGUACACCUUACAGAAAAUAAUCAGUCUUACAAAGAAAUGGAGCGUAGGUAGGAAAAUUGACUGGCAACUCUAACCUACUCUGUUUUUUUAAUGAAAUACAUAAUUACACGAGCAUUUCAAUGUGCAGCUUAUUCUUUAAGCUAAUGUACAUGCUGCUGCUAUAGUAACUAUUCACGAUCACAUUAUGCUUCAUUUUUAAGAGCUCUCGAAUAGGAAUCCAUAAUAAAUAUUGCAACACUAAAAUUAAACUGGCAAAGAUAAACAUUAAAAUACCAUCUGCUUUCUGAGAUUAAACAUUGUACACCUAUUCAGUAACUGAAUCGAGAGACUGAUUUACUAGAUGUUUUAAGUGUGGUAUUUUAAACUAUAGUGUAUCAUGGUUUUACUCCCAUAAUACAUUAAAGCAGAUCUUACACAUACCAUUAGUAUUUCCCCCUCAGUUUUUAUUCUGAAUCAAAGGUAUACAUUAAUAGUGCAAAUGAAUCUCUGAGCAGUGCAGUGUAAGUUACAAUUCUUGUUAAAAAUUAGUAAAGGUUCAGAUAGUGAUAAAAUCACUGUCAGCAAAACUGAAAAAUAUAAAAGGGAUCAGAUCUGAGGAAUAUAUUGGAAACUGAGUAUAUGACUUGAGAAAAAUAUUCACACAUGAAUGUCUAGGACUGCUCAAGACUUCAAGAGCGAAGAGAAUUACAGUGUUCAAAGAUCUGGAAGAGGGCAGUAUACUGUACAGUACAUUCCAAAAUAAGAAUGAUUACAAGCCUUUAUUCCAGUGGUAUCUCAUUAUGUAUCAUUUAAAGAAAUUACAUAGAAGGGAAAAUUAUGUAGUCUGAAGACUUUGUGGACACAGCAGUACCUUUCAAAGCUGGUGAGCCUGCUUCAAAAUGUAGUUGUGGGUAGGUGUUCUGCUCACAAAGGGGCCAGUCUGUGGCACAUUGUGUGCUACAUGAGGGAAUAUGGCAACCUGUUUACUCCCUUGCACCAGCUUCCUGGAUCAUAGGUAGCAGCACAGAGGAGCCUUUGCAGGGCUGCCUCAUCUCCAUGUCAUUGAGCAGGACUGGGCACAACAGGAGAGGGACAAUAGGAUGGGGUAGGGACUACCAAUCUUCAGUGUGCAGGCUACCAUAGCCCUAAUACUAGGUACUUCCUCUGUGGAUGAAAGGGAAACUAGGAGGCAGACUGUGACAGAGUCAUCAUGUGUCUGUUGGGUUAUUCCUGGGACAGCAUAAUCAUGCACUGCCCCUUGACUGUGGCAAACCCACAAAUGAGUCCAAAAAAAUUACUAAAGUUGAGCAACUUGCCCUCUCUUGCCAUCCUAGUGCCCAACAUCCUGAUUUUCUUGUUUAUUUAUUUAAGAAUCAAGGGCCAAGCAGUUUUAAGAAGGAACAAACACUUCGGGGGGGAGCGGGGGGGGGGGAAUAGUGUUAAAGGAGUAAGGACAGAAAUUAGGAUAAAAAGGAAGGAAGAUCAAAGGGGACAGAUAAAUAAAUGAAUACCUUAAUCUUACAACAAUAAUCAGACCCUCCCUGAAAUAAUCAUAUUCCCUCUAGUAACUAAUUAUAAUCAAUAUCCCUCAAAAAUAAUAUAAAGGGCAGUGGGGGUACACGACCAGUGUCUACCUACCAGUCUCAGGCAGAUGGAAUGUACACACUGCCCUAUGCAUUGGAGCACUUUUGGAAUGACCAAAGGAAGGUGAACUUGAAGUUACAGGGAAGUUGCAGGCCUGACCUUUGUUAGGAGCACUGUGGUGCUGACAUACCCUUUCUGCUCCAUGUAAGCCUUUGCUUGGCUCUGUAUACACAGACCAGCUCUUAACUCACCUCAGGGGCCUUUAUUAACUAGCUUUGAGAAGUGCACACAUUAUUCACAAUUGUGGCAUCCCAUUGUGAGGCAGGCAGAUCACUCACUGGGUUGAGCAAGUCCUUGUAUUGAUCAAUUCUUAGUCUUCCCUCAGCUCCCAGUACAAGGGAGGCUAGAGUCUCCUCUCCCUCUGAACAGGGAGCUUGGUUGUGUCUCUACCCAAGGCUUUAAGUAGCCAAUUGAUUUCAGGAACAGGUAGUUAAGGGGGGACAGACACUCCCUAAGAAGCUGGAGGCUUUUGGUCAACUGGUUCAUUUGGAGAAGAGGCAAAUGGAGUUCUCCCUCCAACUCUGUAGAGAGCAACUGAGGGGCUGAUUCUCCUGUUGCUGGAAGCUGACCCCUUGGCCCCAACUCUCUUGCUUUAAAUAUUCUGCCUCUCUGGUCAGUACAGACUUUUCAGGGCCUGCAUUUGCUUAUCCUGGUAUGUCCAUCUGUCCUUUGGCCCAGUAACGUCUCUUCAUUCAAGCCUCUCAAGGGUAAGACAGCAAUCCAAAAAGUGAGUCAAAAGAAAUUUUAUGCAGCAGAGCUACAAUUUUGUGUUUUUCUCUAUGAAAAAAACAAAAAAAGUUACACACACAAAAAAUGAACACCACCAAUCAUUGUCUUAAUGUCUUGUAAUCUCUACAUUUGUAUGUUAUCAACCAAGUACUAUGUAAAAAAUCCCAAAACACUUCUUAUCAUUGGUAUGGUGUCUUCCUUCACCACAUACUUAUUCUAAAACUAAGGUUGCAUAUCUAGGAAGGGGGAGGGUUAGCUCAGUGGUUUGAGCAUUGGCCUGCUAAACCUAGGGUUGUAAACUCAAUCCCUGAGGGGGCCAUUUAGGGAUCUGGGGCAAAAAUCUGUCUGGGGAUUAGUCCUGCUUUGAGCAGGGGGUUGGACUUGAUGACUUCAUGAGGUCCCUUCCAACCCUGAUAUUCCAUGAUGUUUCUCUUGUAACUUUUUAAGAAAUCAAAGUAUUUGUUAAAACAAAACACAAAAGCAAAUAUGUUGGCUUCCAUAAAUAAAUUAUUUAAUCUCCUUU
Messenger RNA from Trachemys scripta elegans, 5958 nucleotides. It is a transcript of the gene ARSK, whose product is annotated as arylsulfatase family member K. The transcript has 9 exons. The record is from RefSeq and is a predicted model, not a curated record. Lineage: Eukaryota; Metazoa; Chordata; Testudines; Emydidae. The coding region runs from base 219 to 1904 and encodes 561 amino acids.